AUGGAGAUUUAUCCUAAAAAGCCAAUCAGGAUCGCCUCAAAGGCAGAGUUGGAUAAAGAGAUGCGGCGAAUCCAACAACUCUUUAGCAAGGGCGAAACAGAAGAAACGUGGGAGUUCUUUAAUAUUGCAUUGAAAAACCUUGGUGUCUGGACAUUGGAAGAUAAGGCACACGAAUACGAUGGUUUUGUAGAUCAUUUAAAAAUGUUGCAAAGACCUUUGAUCAAAACUCUUACCACUGAACGCACACGACUCUCUGGUGCAGCAACAGAGUUCUUAAAAAAGGUAUCAGAAGCCAUGCAACGCGACUAUGACCAACACGUCCACGACUUGUUUGCGCCCACGUUACUGCGCAUGUUUGCCAGAACCAACAAGGUGAUGCUCACCCGCGCUGUCGAGUGCUACAAGACAAUUAUCGAUCACGCCAAGUUGCCACGGAUGAUCCCUAAAUUAUCGACACUCUUGAAAUCGCAAAAGGAGACGAGCAAAUCUGUUCGACAGUGCGUUGCCGCCUGUCUCGACAAACUGGUUGAAACUAACACAAAGGAAGAUAUCGCACCGCAUCAAACUCUGAUUGAAGACGCAAUCCGUAUGACUGCCAUGGAUUCAGCGCCAGACGUGCGUUUAGCUAUUCGAUGUUGCUACAAGACCUAUAGCAUAAAGUUCCCUGAAUCUGCUUCAAAGUUUGAAGAAAAGUUACCCGCCGAUAUCAAGAAAUACCUGACCGUGACCGAAAGAAGGCCAACAUCCAAACUCUUAUCCAGAACAUCCUCAGCCUCGUCCUUUUCCUCUACUACUUCCUCAACAUCCGCUACAAAGAACGCACCAGCAUCUCUGACGACAUCUCACGCUGUGGGACGUGUCGUUAAACACGCUGGUACGCGACUGCCGCGACCUAAGAGCAGAAACAGUGCACCACAAUUAUCCACAGCCAAAUUACCGAUCCCACAGCGUCCACGAACAUCCAUGUCUGCAUCGCUUUCAGCAAGAGGAUCCAAAAUACCCAACGCAAAGAGACCAGCUACCCCCACCGCCAGCAAAGCUACGUCAUCGUCUGUCUUAAUAUCCAAACCUGCAGCAAAAGAUGCAUCCACAACAGCAACAGCAGCAACAGCAGCAUCGUCAUCCUCAAAAAAUAGUAGCACAUUAUCUAAAUUAACGCGAGCCACUGCAUCGAGCUCAUUGAAAUUCACACCAAAGACCAACGCUCGAACAUCAGCAACGAUGCAGAAAAUGUUUAUGUUGCGCGGAAUGACGCCUGUUCGACCGAUUAAGCGGCCCUCUAGUAGUGUCUCUUCUACUACACGUAACAGUGGCCAGGAAAAUAGACGUCCCGCAAAAAAGCAAAAUGUGGAAAAUGCGACUCAAUAA
Messenger RNA from Zychaea mexicana, 1368 nucleotides. RefSeq names its product clasp N terminal-domain-containing protein. The record is from RefSeq and is a predicted model, not a curated record. NCBI's taxonomy places the organism in Eukaryota, Fungi, Mucoromycota, Mucoromycetes, Mucorales, Lichtheimiaceae. The coding region runs from base 1 to 1368 and encodes 455 amino acids. Gene Ontology annotation, biological process: mitotic spindle assembly. The transcript has 4 exons. Gene Ontology annotation, cellular component: mitotic spindle; cytoplasmic microtubule; microtubule organizing center. Gene Ontology annotation, molecular function: microtubule binding.